Messenger RNA from Pollicipes pollicipes, 438 nucleotides. Its product is annotated as chymotrypsin-like elastase family member 2A. Gene Ontology annotation, biological process: proteolysis. The record is from RefSeq and is a predicted model, not a curated record. NCBI's taxonomy places the organism in Eukaryota, Metazoa, Arthropoda, Thecostraca, Pollicipedomorpha, Pollicipedidae. The transcript is spliced from 3 exons. The coding region runs from base 34 to 438 and encodes 134 amino acids. Gene Ontology annotation, molecular function: serine-type endopeptidase activity.
GGCGAGGUGACCAGCACGGUGGUCUGGUGCUGGAUGGCGGCCGUCCUGCGGCGCACGCACGACCCCGACCAGCCGUACCGCUUCGUGUGCGCCGGCUCGCUGGUGGAGCGCGACCUGGUACUAACCACGGCCAGCUGCGCCUCCAGGCUGUUCAAGGAACCACUGCGGGACUUUGUGGUCCUGCUGGGCGCCUCCAAUCUCCGUGUGAGCCUCGAGUUUGGCGUACAACACAUGGAGCUGCAGGAGAUCAUCAUUCACGAGAAUUAUCAGAUAGAUAGUGAUGUUCACUCCAACGACAUUGGCCUGCUGAAGCUGUCGCGGCCGGCGACCCUGGAUCGGACCGUGUGCCUGCUCUGCCUGCCGCCCGAGGGCAUGGAGCUGACGGCUCGCCAGAGCUGCUCGGUCACUGGCUACGGCCUGGCCGAGGCCAGGAGGUGA